Messenger RNA from Triticum urartu, 1441 nucleotides. The record is from RefSeq and is a predicted model, not a curated record. Lineage: Eukaryota; Viridiplantae; Streptophyta; Magnoliopsida; Poales; Poaceae.
GGACAACCAAGACCAACAAGCUCGUCAUGGUCGUCGCCGCGGUGAUAACAACAUUUGCAUUGCUUCUGCUAUCACUUGGCCUCCUGAUCUGGAGAAAGAUCCGGCAGCGCAAUAAGCAAAUCACCGAGUUUGAUCACAUCGUGAGAGGCGAGUGUCCAGCGUACCAUCUCGAAACCCUUAAAGCCGCCACCGACGGAUUCUGCGCCAAAAAUGAAAUAGGGUGUGGUGGCUUCGGCACUGUAUACAAGGGUCAAAUGGUAGAUGGCCAAGAAGUUGCAGUGAAGAAGCUGUCAGCAGGGAAUAGAGUGCAAGGUCUGAAGGAGUUCAGGAACGAGGUGAACCUGAUCGCCAAGCUACAGCACCGCAACCUCGUACGCCUGCUCGGCUACUGCAUCCACCACUCUGAGAGGAUACUGGUCUACGAGUACAUGAGCAACAAGAGCUUGGACACCUUCAUUUUUGAUCCAAGGAGACACGCCACCUUGAGCUGGAAGACUAGGAUGGACAUCAUCUUCGGCAUUGCCAGAGGGCUUCUCUACCUUCACCAGGACUCGAGGCACACGAUGAUCCACCGAGAUCUCAAGGCGGCCAACGUUCUCCUCGACCGGGAGAUGGUGGCCAAGAUAUCGGAUUUUGGAAUCGCCAAGCUGUUCAGCAGCAUCGGCGACCAUCAGGUCACGGAAAGGAUUGUUGGGACAUAUGGUUACAUGUCACCUGAGUAUGCGAUGGACGGCAUGGUAUCGUUCAUGCAGGACGUGUAUAGCUUCGGUGUGCUGUUGCUGGAGAUCAUUAGUAGCAGGAGGAACCAACGAAGUUUCAACCUCAUUGCUCAUGCAUGGGGGCUAUUUGAAGAAAACAAGAGCCUCGAGCUCCUUGACCCAGCCGUGCGGGGCGGUUGUAGCCCGACCGAGCUAGAGCAGGCCGCGACGUGCAUCCAGAUAGGGCUACUGUGCGUUCAGGAGAGCCCGACCCAACGACCGCAAAUGGUUGCCGUAAUAUCCAUGUUGUCGCACCAACAAGUGCCGGGACGGCCGCUUCGGCCGGUGGUUUGCAUGCCUGUGAGCUCUCUGACGGACCUUCUGAACGUGCAGGAGGACACAUCCGGCAACGCCGAGCUGACCAUCACAAACCUUGAAGGUCGGUAGGAUGGCUACUGGGCAAGCUAGAACCAAAGAUUGGAGACGUUACUCUUACCAAAAACAUAAUGUGCAUGCACACCAAAAACAUAAUGAUUGUACAAGUCGCAGUUCACGCGAGCACACACGCUAUGUGUAUAUAUUUCAAUGUUAUGUGGCUUUGUAACUUUUUUUAAACCUGUGUUUGUAGUACUUCACAACAUCACAUGAGACCUGCCUGGCCACCUUAUAAGUUGAUCUCUUCUGUAAGAUUGAAUAGAACUAUGUUUAUUGAUAAUUGCAGCCACAUACAUGAGAUUAUACUA